AUGCUCUCGAUUCGCGCUAGGGCCGUGAUCAAUCCUCUACGCUGCAUGACAAGGAUAAACAGCAAAAAACAUAAUUGUAAACGGGAUCUUUCCAAACUCAGCUACUUCCACAAUCCCGGAAAAGAGCCUCUGCUAACCUGGACUGCGGGAGAUCUGAUAGACAGAGCGGCAGACGCCUUCGGGGACACCAAAGCCAUCAUGUACCCUCAUCAGAACAUCAGCAAAACAUACGCGGAAUACAAAAAAGACGUAGAUCAGCUAGCUGCAAGCCUGGUGUCCCUCAAACUUCCUUUAGGAUCUAGAGUGGCCAUAUUGUCUCCGAGAGUUUACGAAGGGGCACAGCUUCUUUAUGCCGCGUCCAAGGCGGGACUUGUAAUGGUUGGCCUCCAUACAUUCAGCACGCCCUCUGAAGUUGAGUUUUGCUUGAAUAAGGCAGAGUGCGUGGUUCUCAUCCUCGCGGACAAAUAUACCCCUAAAAACUUCUACGAGAUGUUGCUUAAAAUUGCCCCUGAACUGGAGAAAUCGGCGCCGACAGAGUUGAAAAUCAAACGGCUGCCGUUCUUGAAACACGUGAUCACCAUCGGCGAUACCCGGAAGCCCGGAACUAUUACUUUCGAUGACCUGAUGAACUCUCCGACGGCCCAUGACCACGCCACAAUGAGCAAUGUGCGUGACAAAGUACAGUUCGACCAAGACGCCUUCAUCCAGUUUUCUUCAGGCACAACAGGGCAACCCAAACCAGCGCGACUGUCUCACUUCAACGUUGUAAACAACGCCAACAUUCUGGGCCGCCUCAUGGGAUACCAUCAACAGCGUGAACUCAUGUGCCUGAACGGAGACUUGAUCUACGGAUUCGGCAGAACACUGGGCGUGUUUGCUGCCACGAUGUUCGGCUCCACUGUUCUAUUGCCGGGACCUAAGUUUACGCCAAAUGAGACCCUGGAAGCUAUCACAGAGCACAGAUGCACAAUCGCCACCGGUUCAGCAACCAUGUUCUUUGAUAUGUUGCGUGAGCUUGAAGAAGGAUCGUACGACGUUUCGUCCGUUAGAAAAGCGAUUAUGUCUGGGUCCGUGUGUAAACCUGCCAUUGUGGAAAGGAUAAGAACGAGGAUGAACGCAAAAGGUUUAUACAUCAUGUAUGGUGCUACCGAGACCAGUCCAAUCUUCAGUAGCACGAAUCCCGAUGAGCCAAUGAAUCUCUGGAUUCGGACUAUUGGGACACCGCUGGACCACGUUGAGGUGAAGGUUGUGGACGCCGAAGGCAGGAUUGUUCCCGUGAACACGGGGGGAGAGCUGUGCACCCGAGGUCCCCACGUCUUCAAGGGCUAUCUUAACGAUGAGGCCAAGACGAAUGAAGCCAUUCGGGACAACUGGUACCACACGGGAGACGAGGGAUCAAUGAGCGAGGACGGUCGGCUCACAUUCCUGGGCCGCAUCAAAGAGAUGAUCAACUACAGGGGCUUGAAAGUGCCGCCGCUGGAGAUUGAGAAUGUCCUCAGCACUCACCCGGACCUCGAGGAGGCGCAGGUGAUUGGAGUACCGGACGAGCAGACAGUUGAACGAGUAUGUGUCUGGAUCAAACUGAAACCAAAUAAAACCUUAUCCUCAGAAGACAUCAAGAAAUUUUGCAAGGAAAAGGAGUUACCCUGGUACAAGAUACCGGAAUACGUGCUCUUUGUGGACUCCUUCCCGAGGACUCAGACCGGAAAAGUCCAGAAGCACAAAAUGCGGGAGGACAGUGUGCGACUCCUUAACCUGUGAAGAAAGAUCAAUGUGAAACAAGAAACAAACGGAAAAAAAUACUUUACUCUAAACAACUUGGUGUAUUCACUGACGUGGAAGCAUUGUCUCACUGGAAGGAAUUCGCCAUCGACCGCGAGCGCUGCUUUGUAAAAAAAUUAAUAGCGCAGGAGGUUACCCGGAGUGUUGCCGAGUAUUUAACAAAACACAAUAAAGAGGUAUGAUUCUUUUCUUUUUGUGUGUUUUUAUUGUACUAUUUUUAAUAAUUUUUAUAUCACCCCUAACUCUCUUCAGAAGUCAGUUGGCAACAGCAAAACGACACUUUGAGGCAUGGAAUUUUAAGUUUAGCACUUUUUUUUUCUUCUGCUACUUCCACCUUUUCUUUUCUAAAGCCUACCCUCUACAUUUUUUAUAUUAGUCACAGCGUUGCAGAUUGCGGGUUUCGGGGCGAACAACCUCAGUCAGGUUAUCGUGUACUUAAAUUACACACUAACAGAUUGUUUCUAUCGCAGAAGGUGCGCGUAGUGGAGUACCAAAUAACUAAAUAAUAUCAAACAAAACAGAGUGUAUAAAAACAAUUACUAAAACAAUGGUUAUACCAAUA
This is a messenger RNA of Ixodes scapularis (black-legged tick), 2344 nucleotides long. RefSeq names its product medium-chain acyl-CoA ligase ACSF2, mitochondrial. The record is from RefSeq and is a predicted model, not a curated record. Gene Ontology annotation, biological process: fatty acid metabolic process. Bases 1 to 1761 code for a protein of 586 amino acids. The transcript has 16 exons. Lineage: Eukaryota; Metazoa; Arthropoda; Arachnida; Ixodida; Ixodidae. Gene Ontology annotation, molecular function: medium-chain fatty acid-CoA ligase activity.